Molecule: messenger RNA, 1476 nt
Organism: Cylindrotheca closterium
Lineage: Eukaryota; Bacillariophyta; Bacillariophyceae; Bacillariales; Bacillariaceae
Source: the annotation of a GenBank genome assembly
AUGGUAGACGAUGGAUACGAUAUGUUUGGAAGUGAUGAUGAAAAGGACGACGAUGUCGUGGAAGACGAAGGAGGAGCUGACGGAGAUGAUAUGCGCGAGAAGGAAGCCAUGGCAUUAUAUCUAUCGACCUUUUUCCUGAAGAGAAAUCCACAAGUCAAGCCAAAGGAUCGAAUCGUGGGCGUUUUCAAUCCAGGUGAAGGGUCCGUCUCUGCUUUGGAACAAAGAGGAUUUUCACUCGUUUCCCUGAGUGGCAUUCUGCCGCUUCAUCUCGAUGCAGCUGUACUGCUGGGACAGUCUCGCCCUGAUGGAUCAAUUCUGAACAACUUGCUUCCCGGUGGGAUAUUGGUAUCAGAAGAAAGCAACUGCCCGGCUAUUGUCAAUGACAAAGAGUAUCUAACACCGACAGCCAUCGAACAGUCGAAGUACGUCAGCCGUAUAAAGCGAUCUGUUAAAGCCCACACUUCCACUUGCCCCUGGCUCCCGUCUUCCUUUUCGCACAACAUUGAGCGGGAGCAUCUUGAGCAAGGCACGGUGGCAUUAUCAGCUAGUGAAGUUGGAUUAUCCCAAAUGGCGGAAUCCUCCAAAAGGAAAGCCGUAGAGAGUAUGCAAGAGCAUGGCUAUGUGGUGAUUCGAAACUUGCUGCGCCCAGAGGAAUGUCAGAAAUGGGGAACGGCUGUCUUGGAAUCAGUGCACAUGGCAGCCGACAAGUUACUCAAAAAGGAAAAUGUUAACAUAUUGGAGCCGCAAAAUUCGGAAAAUGAACCGCAGUCCUAUCGGGAGAUGUCCAUGCGAGAAGAUCUUCGCCUUGAUCUUCGAGACGGUCCCGCACUAGCAAAGCUUCGAAACGAUACCGGAGAUACUGGGCAACCAGUGGUCGUUUCGGGAAAGACUGAAACAGAAAACUUUCAUCGUUUUUUGCGUGGCCAUUCCUGCCUAUUAGAUGUAAUAAGAAGAACAAUGAAUCCAAAAAAAGGUGAAUUGUACAAGGGAAACCUUGGAAGGUACAAUUUUGAAGGAUCGGGACCCGAUGGUUCAUUCCAGGACAUUCGAGUAUCUCAGGUUGGUGGUAUUGUUAGCUUUCCAGGCGCUGCCGACCAGUCCAUUCAUGCCGAUUGCAGUCACUUGUUUGAGAUUUUCGAUUGCCAUCCAGCUCAUUACAUCAACAUAUUUGCACCGGGUGUUCCCUUCCACGAGAAAGCCGGAGGGACGGCUUUUUUCCACGGGUCACACAAUUUGAAAUUUACUGCAAAGCAUUGUGGAUCUACCGACGACUACAGCAACGUCUUUCCCUAUUUGGUCCGACCAUCACUCUCCUUGGGAGAUGUUGUCCUAUUUGAUUGCAGGAUUUUACACUUUGGUUUGUCCAAUACGUCCGACUCAGUAGAGCGAGCUCUACUGUAUUGCAAUACUACUCAAGCGUGGUUCACAGAUCCAAAGAACUGGGAAGAUCAGAGGCCUAUAUUCGAGGAGUCAUAG